Messenger RNA from Nicotiana attenuata, 720 nucleotides. RefSeq lists its product as uncharacterized. The annotation marks the transcript as partial. NCBI's taxonomy places the organism in Eukaryota, Viridiplantae, Streptophyta, Magnoliopsida, Solanales, Solanaceae. The record is from RefSeq and is a predicted model, not a curated record. The transcript has a single exon.
UUGCUUUUGUAUCAGCUCACCGUUAAUAAUGGUGGUGUUACCAGUGACAACAAGGAAGGGAGGCCUAGAUUUUUUGACUUGGAGGCUAGAAAGAAAUGCUGGGACACAGCCGAGAAGGUUCCAGGUCGAGAUCCUGAGAGGUGGAGAAAAGAUGUAGCUGGCAACAUUGUUGGCAAGCGAUUCCACAGCUGCCUAGGUUGCCUUUGCUUUGAGUAUGAUCACAUCGUUCCCUUCUCUAAAGGUGGUGAUUCUGUGGCAGAGAACUGUCAAAUUCUUCAAACAAGGGUGAAUAGAUCUAAAGCAGACAAGGUUGCUAUUAGCACAACACAGUUGAAAGGAUAUUCUUGUGACAUCAACUUCAGUGAUGAAGACCUUGACAAGAUUGAGAUGGCUGUUUAUGGGGAUAUUAAGCGAUCAGACAAUCAAUGUCGUGUUCCAACAAUUGAUGAAAUAAUGGGGAAAUACAAGCCUAAGAAGCGCAUUGCGAGCUGCAACUCCCAAUAAUAGCUUGCUUUUUAGGAUCUGAAAUAUAAGCCAUUAAGUAAGAUAGCAACUAUGAUAAGUAGUGAUUUUGGUGGAAUCUCCGCUUUCUAUUUAUGUUGAUUUGACAUUGAGCUUAAAGAAAGAGAAUUUAUUAAUGUGUAUUGGUCUUAUGUUGAUUGUGCAGCAUUCUUGCUCCUCUGUACCUUUCUUUUCUGGUAACUAAUUCUUGUUCCUCUA